Physella acuta is the source of this 1859-nucleotide messenger RNA. RefSeq names its product RNA polymerase II-associated factor 1 homolog. Lineage: Eukaryota; Metazoa; Mollusca; Gastropoda; Physidae. Gene Ontology annotation, biological process: transcription elongation by RNA polymerase II. Gene Ontology annotation, molecular function: RNA polymerase II complex binding; chromatin binding. Gene Ontology annotation, cellular component: Cdc73/Paf1 complex. The record is from RefSeq and is a predicted model, not a curated record.
CGGACGAACCAUUAGAAUUUAUCCUGAUUGUUUAACAACACAAUCUUAGUCCAGUGUAAAACUCAAUAAAUUGAAUAAUAAUACUUGGAAAUGCCUCCUACGGUACAAACUGGAAGAAGAGAUGAAAGAGACAAACGAUCUAGACCAGGAGACAAGAGAUCUGAAUUGGUAUGCAGAGUGAAAUAUAACAACACCCUACCUGAUAUUCCAUUUGAUCCAAAGUUUAUUACUUACCCCUUUGAAUCAAACAGAUUCUACACAUACAAACCAACUUCACUGGAAAGAUCCUUUAAGUAUGACCUAUUGACAGAGCAUGAUUUAGGUGUUAACAUAGAUUUGAUCAACCCAGACACAUACAAAAUAGACCUCAAUGCAUAUCCAGAGCCAGAAGAUGAAAGACUUUUGGAAGAAGAUCUCAACACACCCGGAGAUGCUAAAAGGUCAAGACAUCACAACACCAAUGUCUCGUGGUUGCGCAAAACUGAGUACAUUUCAACAGAGUAUAACAGAUUUAUUCAAAAGGCAGACAAAUCUGAAGCUAAAGUGGGCUUUAAGAUAAAGCGUAUAAUGAAAGAGGAAGACCUGUACAAAGACAGACAAAGUCAGAUCAAUGCUAUCAAUAACACUUUUGAAAAGGCUAAGCAACCAAUACAGAAACACUACAGUAAACCAGGAGUAACACCAGUUCAAGUGAUGGAAGUAUUCCCUGAUUUUAAGUUGUGGAAACACCCCUUUGCUCAAGUCCUGUUUGACUCUGACCCUGCUCCUAAAGGCUACUCUGCACCAGUGCAAAUAGAGGAAAUGUCCCAAGCUAUGAUCAGAGGUGCUGUUGAUGAAAGUGGUGAGCAGUUUGUGGCCUAUUUCCUCCCUACUGAUGAAACAUUACGCAAGAGAAAACGGGAUGCAGAAAUUAACCUUGAAUACGAGGAGGGUGACACGUAUGAAUAUCUUCUGGCUAGAGAGUAUAACUGGAAUGUCAAAAAUAAACUUUCCAAAGGCUACGAAGAAACCUAUUUUUUCAUUAUGCGAGAUGAUGGGGUUUAUUAUAAUGAACUAGAAACCAGAGUGCGACUAAGCAAACGCAGAAAAACUGUAGCAAAUGCCCAGCUGAGGUCCCGACUAAUUGUGAAACACAGAGAGCUGCAAGAGAAAGAGCUGGAUACUCAGGAGGGUCGUAUGCAGAUGUUAGAGCCACCAGGGGAAGAGGAAGAAGAAGAUGAGCCAAUGCCCAGUUUAACUGCUGAAGUGACCUCUGAGGAGUUGAAGGACGGUGCUGGAAGUGAGGAUGAAGAGGGAGACAACUCUGAUGAAGAGGAUAAAACAAGUGUCAAAUCGGGUGGUAGUGAAAAGAGCAGGAGUCGGAGCAGAAGUGUCAGCAGAAGCAGAAGUAAAAGUGUUAGCAGAAGCCGGAGCCGCAGCAGUAGCAAAAGUCGCAGCAGGAGUCGCAGUGCAAGUAGAAGUAAAAGCAGAAGUGUUAGCAGGAGCAGAAGUCGCAGCAGAUCUGGAAGCAGAUCACGCAGUGCCAGUAAAAGUCCAAGUAAAAGUCCAAGUCGAAGCAGGAGCAGAAGCAAGAGUCCAAGUGAACAGGGCAGUGGUAGUGAGGCAGAGGACAAAGGUAAAAAAGAUGAAGAGGAGAUUUUUGGAUCAGCCAGCAGCUCAGAAGACAGUGAUUAGAAGGGUAGUCAUUAGAAGGGUGACAAACCAAUGUCUGAUGUGUCAGGGCAGAUUUGGUAUUACACUGCGGCAAUGUUUCUGUCAGCAUUUGACUGUUAACCAUGUUCUACAGGCUGUACAUAGCUACUCACUCUAUCAGUCAUGUUUUUAUGUUAUUAUUUUAUGAAUUAAAAGUUCUAAAUGUA